AUGAGACCUUUCGUAAAUUUACAGGCAUGGACCCUGGCCACCUUGGUUGGAUACAUCUCGGCUCUCGACAUUCUCGAGCAAACAAGUGGCGGUCUGUCCUACGAGCUGCUGAAUGUCACCUACUUCGCCAACGCCGCCCACCCACGCACCUCGCUGGCGGUUUCAGAAUGCGACGAGGAGAUCCAAGUGAUGCCCUUGACAGUCGUACUCACCAACCAGAGCGUCGUCACCGGCGAAGACGUGCAGACGAUCGUCUCAAGCUAUCUGGCCGACGACGACGUGCUGUCGCCGGGCUUCCUGCGCGCUGUCUACAUCACCUCGUCGGUCUCCAACGCCACGAUCGAUGCGACCGCUCUUCCAUACCUCCGUGCGCUAGGGAUGGAAACCGUCUACCUCGAUCUUCAUACUUUUGAGUCCAUUCCGACGGGAUUCGUCACCGCUGAGGACGCGUCGCUCGGGGAGCUCAUGCCCGGUCCCUAUACGGCGGUGGUCACACCCAAUGUUUUGGAGGUGCUGGACACCUAUCGACUCUAUCCUGACCUGUAUCGCACCUUCGUCACUGGUUCGUAUGACACGCAGGACGGUAGCGGCACCUUCCAAGCUCUGUCCCUGGCGUGUCCGCGACGCUGGGCGCCGCUGAUCCCCGUGCCCAGUCACAUCCCCUUCCGCCACGACCCCCGACCGUUGGCCGGCGUCCGAGUGGCCGUCAAGGAUCUGUUCGACAUGCGCGGACUGCAGACGUCGGCGGGCAGUCUAGCCUGGGUCCGGAUCACCCCCGUGGCGGCCACGACGGCGCCGGCGCUGCAGCGACUGCUCGACCAAGGCGCCGUGCUGGUGGGCAAAUACAAGCUGGCGCAAUUUGCCGGCGGUGGCAGUCCUUGGACCUGGAUUGACAGCCAGUCGCCCUUCAACCCGCGCGGCGACGGCUAUCUCACCUGUGCAGCGUCCUCGACGGGCGGCGGAUGUGCGGUGGCCGCGUACGACUGGCUCGACGCCGCUGUGGGCACCGACACGGCCGUCUCGAUGCGACGACCGGCAGCGGUGUCGGGGACGUACGGCAAUCGACCAAGUCAAGGCAUGAUGGCACUGGACGGCGUCGUGGCGCAGAAUUGGGCGCAGGACACGGCGGGCGUCUUUGCUCGCGAUCCUCGGCUGUGGACUCGGUUUGCCAAAGCAUGGUAUACCCCGGACUUGCACCAGGACUUGAAUGUUACGGGCCUGUCGCCGUUGAUCGUGUCGGACGACCGGACGUUUCCCACGCAGAUCCUGUAUCCCGACGAGUACUUUCCCCUGGCCAACCCGGCCGCUCAGGCGGUGGUGGACCAGUUCGUGGCCCAGAUGUCACAGCAUCUCCAUCUCACCACGCGUCGCAUCAACUUGACGCAGACGGUGGCCGACGGGUCGAUCUUUGAGGGAAGCAAUAACUGGGAUCGCAUCUUCAACGCGUCGUCGGUGCUCACGCUCUGGUCGCAGCAUGUGGCCGUGGCAGCACCGCUCCUAACGGCGUGGUCCCAGCUGGAGGACGGUCGAUUUCCGCCGGUAGACGCGCAGUGGCGACGCGAAUGGACGCAGUUAUUCGACCCCAGAAUCAUCAAUCAGACGGCCUACGAUCGAGCCCUGCGCGACAAGGCCCGGUCCGUCGAGUGGUUUGAGCGGAACGUGUUGCGGCAGACCGGGGCCUCGUGCUCGCAGUCGGUGAUGCUCUGCCAUGCGGCCAACGGCGGUCUUCCCAGCUUUCGCGAACAGGAGCUUAAUCAAGGACCCAAUGCGACGCUUCUCGGGGUGGCUCCGGAUCCGACCGCCAUGCCUUGCGACUUGGUCUGUGCAUUGUUUGGGUAA
Aspergillus melleus is the source of this 1839-nucleotide messenger RNA. RefSeq names its product amidase family protein. The transcript has a single exon. Lineage: Eukaryota; Fungi; Ascomycota; Eurotiomycetes; Eurotiales; Aspergillaceae. The coding region runs from base 1 to 1839 and encodes 612 amino acids. The record is from RefSeq and is a predicted model, not a curated record.